This is a messenger RNA of Mercenaria mercenaria, 3656 nucleotides long. RefSeq lists its product as uncharacterized. The annotation marks the transcript as partial. Gene Ontology annotation, molecular function: calcium ion binding. The transcript has 10 exons. Lineage: Eukaryota; Metazoa; Mollusca; Bivalvia; Venerida; Veneridae. The record is from RefSeq and is a predicted model, not a curated record.
AAGGCGAGCAAGUUAUCUCCAGAGCAAAUUCUUGAAUUCCGAGAGGCAUUUCGAUUGUUUGACAAGGAUGGUAGCGGAACUAUCUCUACGAAGGAGUUAGGUAUUGUCAUGAAAACUCUUGGUGAAACAAAGUCAGAUGCGGAACUUGCCAAAAUAAUUGCUGAAGUUGACGCCGACGGGAACGGAGAGAUUGAUUUUAACGAAUAUUUAGAAAUGAUGGCAAAUAGAAUGUCUUACAAUGGCUCAGCUGAUCAAAUAAGAGAGGCAUUUAAGGUAUUUGAUAGGGAGGAAAAAGGUUAUCUGACUGUGGAAGAGUUACGUCACAUCAUGACAAAUCUAGGUGAGAGACUGGCAGAUGAAGAAGUAGAUGAAAUGUUGUCUAUUGUUGACGCUGAUGGAAAUGGUUGUAUAGAUUAUGAAGAUCAAACAGUGCUGAUUCUAGAACUAGUACCACCACCACCAACAAAGACACAGGCCGACAAAUUAACUGCCGAGGAAAUUGCAGAGUUUAAAGAAGCCUUUCAUCUGUUUGACAAAGAUGGUAGCGGAACGAUAUCAACGAAGGAACUGGGAAUAGUGAUGCGAUCUCUUGGAGAAACUAAAUCUGACGCCGAGUUGGAGAAAAUUAUUGCACAAGUUGAUGUUGAUGGUAACGGUGAAAUAGACUUUGAUGAGUAUUUAGAGAUGAUGGCUAGCAGAAUGUCAUACACUGGCUCUGCCGACCAGAUCCGUGAAGCAUUUAAGGUAUUUGAUAAGGAAAACAAAGGUUACCUGACAGUUGAUGAACUAAGACACAUCAUGACGAAUCUAGGAGAGAGACUUGAGGAUGAGGAAGUAGAUGAAAUGAUAUCAAUAGUAGAUGCCGACGGAAAUAAUCAGAUUGAUUAUGAAGAAUUUACUCAGAUGCUGGCGCAAAAAUGAUGAUAGACUUAGCAGGUACAACAGAACGCCACCUACAAGAGUUAAUGUAUGGACUAUAGGAGGAGGUGACGUCUGCAGUGAAAUCAAAAUAUCAUUGCCUUUAAUUUUAUAGUUGAAAAUGUUAAAUGACCAGUGUUUGUUCUUUCUAUCAUAUCGUUCUUUUUUAUUUUGUUUAAUGCACAUUGCAGUGUAUAAAAUAGCUUAUCCAGCUUUCAGCUGGGCUGAGACAUCGUUAAAGUCUGUAGAAUUAUGUAAUAUUGAAUGUGUGACAUACUUAAAUCACGCACAUGCAGUUAAAUUAAGAUCUAUUCUAACACGAUCCGAUUCAUUUUCCUAUAAAACCAGCGAAUUAUUAUACAUGUAGAACAAUUCAUUGUUCUGACAUCACAAUUAUAAACUCAUAGCGUCAAACGGCAUAGCGGCACGCUGGAAAAGAAACCAACUGAAAACGGGCAACUUGGUAAUGUGUUAGAAUCGAAAUGAUAUAUCUCAUUUAGUGAUUUGCUCUUGAAUAAAAUCAUUGCUUGUUGUUCAGAUGCGCCCUCGUGAUAUAAUAUUCCUUCGCAUCUGAACUCCAAACAAUGAUUUAUUUAGCGACAAAUCACUAAAUGAGAUUUUUAUAUUUCUUAAAUAUAUCCAAAAAACAGUGACUUGUCAUUGAAUAAAAACAUUGUUGAAGGAAUUGCAUCACGAGAGCGCAGCCCGAGUGAUAUAUUAAUACGCAUCAUGGAGAGGAAUUCAUAUACGUUUUAAGUAGCUUGUUUUCCAGUCCAUUCGAUUACUAUUUUCUUUGUUUGUAUAAUUGUAGAAAUUCUUGCAUAAAAACUACUUUUUUCACUGGAUCCGCCCAUGUUUUAACGGGAGAAAAAUCGUGUGCAAACAAGGCAAUUCACGUGCUGUUAAUACCCGAUUUUUAUUUUUGAAAUGCUUUCCCAGAGACGUAUAUGUAAUUCUGCGCAGAUUGACAUCUGGUAUCUGCGUCUUUUUUCUUUCAUAAAAACUACUUCUUGAAGCAUUAAAUAUGCAAUCUAAACCAUAGAAUGUUUUACUGUAUCAGUAACUAACGCCAAAUGCGCUUCCCCCAACAUUGUUCGUACUCGUUUCUUCCCUUGUUUACUCCCCUUUUAGAACUCUGCGUCAAUUCAGAUUUUGUAGACAACCGUGAAUGUUAAAGAAUCGCGUGUUUACCUGCACGAUUCUUUGUUUUUAGGUAUCAUAUUUAUGAUUUUGGUAAGUAUCAGUUAGUAUGUUUUUAUCUAAUUUCUCGAAGAAUUUAUAUAAACAGCUUGGAAACUUGACACUACGUUCGUACUCAUCCGUACUCCAACUGCGUGACCGUACUCAAUAUAACUCGAAUGUAAAGUUACUAUUCUUGAAAUUGUGAUAGAGUACCAAAUUGUGAAAUGAUAUGAACAAUUAUUAAUAAUUUUAUGUUUGUAAUUAUGUGAGAUAAAAAAAAUCGCUUAAAAACCUUCAGGGUGUACAUUUGAUAGUGUUGUUUAUUUCCGGGCCCUGGAUACGGAUAUUUAAAACAUUUUUACCGUUUCCAAGAACAACUGGAAUGGUAAAUAAAAAAUGUACCGGAAUCGUCAAGCCAUCACAUAUGAAAACAAUACGUAAAUCGUCGUAAAAUAUAUUUUUAUGCAAGAAUAGAGACAAUACACGUUUGUUUUGUGUAUUUUAAUACACAAAAAACGUGUAUUAUCCCUACAUAAAUACAGUUUAAACCAAUACGCAUCUGAUCUACACAAAAUGAGUUUAUCAAAGAAAAGAUCACUGUUUGAAAUAUAUUAAUUCGAUUCUAACACGAUAUCAAGGGUCACCAUGUACAUCUUUUACGACACCCGCUAAAUGUUUGUCUGUUUGUAUGGUUUUAUUUUCCAAGUCGAAGCUAUGACAUUUGACGCUAUGUGACGCAUGUCUUCAUUGUUUAAUACGAAAACAAAUCUGGUCGUGGUACAUAUUGCUGGUUAUAAACAGGAAACAGUAAAGUAACAGUUAAUGUGUCGUUUUCUGGAUUUAUUUUAGGCAUUAUAUAUUUGUAUCGUGUUACGUUUCUUCUACAUAAAGAAUAACUUAUUUCCUUUUUGCAUAAAAGUCCUUAAAGAAUGAAUCUCGUUUAAGAAAUGAAAUUUUCUUUUCAGAGUACAUGCGGAAUGAACGACAGAAUAUGACUGGCAAACUAGCGAUUGACGCUUAACUUGCCGAUCAUAUUAUGUCGUUCAUUUCGUAUGAACAAAUAAUUUCAUUUCUUUUAUUUAUAUUAGUUCAUGUUUUUAUUCGAUUUGUUAACAAAUUCGUUUUAUCAAUGUUUAUAAAUACUUCGAUGUAAUUGACAUUUGAAUCUUAUUUCCUGUCAUUCGUUUCACCAGACGGAUUACGUCAUCUAAGUAGCGUUCUCACUAACUGCACGAGGGAGUCGUCGAGACAGCCAGAGACAUUAUCGUAACUUUGGCUCUUCGUUAAAUGUUUAAUGAAUUUACUCUUAUACACCCUAAGGUCGUGUCGUGCUUUUUCUGUCACGUGAUACAAAUGAACAUUUGCCAUACCAAUUGUCAUGUUGCCUGUAUUUCCGGUGUAUAUAAUAUAAAUGAAAUCAUACCAAUCCUUGCAUACAUGUAUAUUCAAUGCGUAAGAAACUAGUCGUCACAAAAUGUUUACAUUGUUUCUGUGUUUGUAUCAAUUGCUUGUGUUUUUAUGAGAUACAGUCUGUUCUCUAGUAAAUGUGAUUUAUG